Macrosiphum euphorbiae (potato aphid) is the source of this 1242-nucleotide messenger RNA. NCBI's taxonomy places the organism in Eukaryota, Metazoa, Arthropoda, Insecta, Hemiptera, Aphididae. The record is from the annotation of a GenBank genome assembly.
AUGACCGCGUUGGUGGACGAAGCUCCGGCCCAAAAUUUGCAGCAGACCGCGGUCGUGCCCCGACCCUCGUCGGCGGUGGUCGUGAGGAGCGCGUACAAACAGUACGGUCAGACGGCCAUACUCAAAGACUUGAACCUGACUAUUCCAACCGGGAAAAUAUACGGGCUAUUGGGACCCAGUGGUUGUGGAAAAACGACUCUACUGAGCUGUAUCGUCGGACGUUUACAUUUAGAUUCCGGAGAGAUCAAACUCAAAGGCAAACACAUAUCCGACAUCGGAUAUAUGCCACAAGAAUUGGCAUUGCACAAUGAAUUAUCCAUAAAGGAAACGUUCACGUACUAUGGUUACAUAUUUAAUUUGUCAAAUGAUGUUAUCGAAACAAGAGGCCGAGAACUAAAGGAGCUCUUGAAAUUGCCAUCGUACAGUCUAAGUCUAAACGAGAUUAGUGGUGGUCAACAAAGAAGAGUGUCUCUUGCAGUAGCGAUGCUCCAUGACCCAAAACUGUUAAUUCUAGAUGAACCUACAGUUGGCCUGGAUCCUUUGAUUAGCCAAAGCAUUUGGGAACUUCUAUUGGAUCUGACAUCGAAUGAAGGUAAAACAGUGAUAAUCACUACGCACUAUAUCGAAGAAGCAAAACAGUCACAAAUGAUUGGUCUGAUGAGAAAAGGUACUCUUCUUUCCGAAGCAUCCCCAACAGAACUAUUGACUUCAUGCAAUUGUUCGUAUUUGGAGGAAGCAUUUUUGAAGAUUUGCCAAAACCAAGUUGCGGAGACAAACAGUUUCAAAAUACCAGUAAAACAACCUACAAGAAGGUUUUCUUACGCUCGAGAUUUGCCCCCACCGCCGUUGUUAAACAACACAUUAUUCACAUUUGGUCGUUUCAAAGCUCAGGUGUGUAAAAACAUUUACCUGUUGAGAAGAAACAUACCGUUUACUCUAUUUGUGAUCUUCUUACCACUGAUACAGACAGUAUUAUUCAACGUCGCAUGUGGCCAUGAUCCGAAACAUUUGACAUUGGGUAUAUUAAACGAUGAGCCUGUAAGUCAAACGGGUACGUGUUCAUUGAUGCAGACAAAAAAUUGUUUUUUGGACGGAGGCGUGCCGGUCAGUUGCCUGGUGUUGGAAAGAUUAAAAGAAAAGACUUUCGAAUUGGUUGAAUAUUCCAAUUCAGAUGACGGCCAGUAUGCAGUAUCAGAAAACAAGUCUGGGGAUUCCUUCAUGUUUCGAAAAAAACUUCAGUAG